GGCUGGUGCGCGAACAGGCCCGGAGGCUGCGGGCGGCCCUCGGAGCCCCACAUCCCCGCCACCGAGCCCGCAGCUCUGAGGGGUGGCCGGGCAGCGCCGCCGCCAUGUCGCUGGGCACAGGGGACCCGACCUCGGAGACGGGAGAUGACAGUCUAUCUGCAGUUACCUUUGACUCUGACUUUGAGACGAAAACAAAAAGGAAAAGUUUCCACAAACUUCCACCCACAUCACCAAAAUCACCCUAUCACUCUAAGCCAAGAAAAGUGUCAUCCUGGAGGUCCAUCAGGACUGCAGCGAGCAUGCCGCUGGGUGGUCGAAUGUCCUUAACCCCACAGAAGCUGUGGCUGGGAACUCCGAAACAAGGAAGUCUGACCCAACCCCUGAAAUCAAACCUCACCUUGGAGCAUGCAUGGACCAAUCCCCCCAGCAGCACUCCCGACUAUCUGACAGAAGCUUUAAGAAUGAAGAGGUCAAACCUCAGGCGUUCUGCCAGCAAUGGUCAUGUCCCCGGGAUUCCUGUCUACAGAGAGAAAGAAGAUAUGUAUGACGAGAUUAUUGAGUUAAAGAAGUCGUUACACAUGCAGAAAAACGAUGUGGAUGUGAUGAGGACAAAGCUUCGGCGCUUAGAAGAGGAAAAUAGCAGGAAGGAUCGGCAGAUAGAGCAGCUCUUGGAUCCUAGUCGAGGCUCGGAUUUUGUUCGGACUCUGGCAGAGAAAAGGCCUGAUUCUGGUUGGCAGGUCGUGAAUGGGCUGAAGCAGAGGAUCCUGAAGCUGGAGCAGCAGUGUAAGGAGAAGGACGCCACCAUCAGCAAACUCCAGACUGAUAUGAAGACCACCAACUUGGAAGAGAUGAGGAUCGCCAUGGAGACAUACUACGAGGAGAUUCAUCGUCUCCAGACUCUCUUGGCAAGUUCUGACACUACAGGAAAGAAGUCUGCGGUGGAGAAGAAGAUGGGUGUUAAGAAGCAGAAGAAGAUGAGCAGUGCUCUCCUGAACUUGUCUCGGAGUGUCCAGGAGCUGACAGAGGAGAACCAGAGCCUGAAGGAAGACCUGGACCGUGUGUUGAGCAACUCUCCUACUGUCUCCAAGAUAAAGGCAGGUUAUGUGGAGUGGAGCAAGCCUAGGCUGCUGAGGCGCAUUUCGGAGCUGGAAAAGAAAAUCAGUUCGAUGGAGAACUCGAAAUCAGACACUUCAGACCUGGCCAAAUCCAAUCUGCUAUCUCGUCCUGCAUCGAGCUCCAUGAUGCACAGACAGCCACGAGGGGAUCGGGACCGCCAAGAGGACCAGGAGCAUCUCCGAGGGGCCCUGAGAAACCUGAAGGGGGAGCGGAACGCCCUGCAGGCACAGCUGCAGGAGAAAGAGCUGGAAGUGAAGCAGCUGCUGCUGACGAAGGCUGACUUGGAGAAGGAGCUGGAAAACGCAAGAGAAGACAAGAAGGAGAGAAGAGAACGAGAGGAAGCUUUGAAAGAGGAAAUUCAAACACUUACCAACAAGUUUCAAGAACUGCAAGAAAGUAAGAAAGAAGAGAAAGAUGAUCCCGUGGAAACUACUCAUGAGACCCAAGAAGAACUCCAAGCUUCCGCUCCCUGCAGCAGGCAGUCUGAGCCAGACUCGGGUGCAGACUUGAGUGAGGAGGGGCCCUUGCGGUCCCACUCCCCCUGCACCAAAGGGAGAAGAGACACUGCAGCCAGGACCCUGCAGGCCCAGUGGAAAGUGUACAAACACAAGAAAAGAAAAGCUGUUCUGGAUGAGGCGGCUGUAGUGCUUCAGGCAGCUUUCAGGGGACAUCUGGCUCGGGCAAAGCUCUCACCAAGCAAAGCAUGUGACUCAGAGUCUUCCAGCAUGCCCAGCCUCCCAAAUCAGAGCUCUCCCACAUCCCGCAUUCCGAGCCCCAUUGCCCAGGCCGAGGGCAGCUCCAGGCAAGAGGAAGCCAUCACUGUCAUCCAGUCCGCCCUCCGGGCACAUCUGGCCCGGGCCAGUCACAGUGCUACCAGCAAUGGAACCACCACCGCAGCUUGUGCUGAUAGGCCUGCUUCAGCCACACCCAAGGAAACCUCCUCUCCACCCUUCCUUGCAGCUCCUCCUGAAUCCCAGCCAGGAUGGACCAGCCUCAGCUUGAGCUGCUCAGGACCUGAGAGCCCCUCUGUCCUGCACCAGGUCGUCCAUCUUAGGAGAGAGCCGACGUCGGAAAGCUCUCUUAGACUGAACCGAUGGAUUCUCACAAGGGUGCUGCCCACCCUUCGGUGCCUCCUCUUCCCCAAUAGAACACCUGAUCCUCUUCAACAUGGUGGCCUUCUCAUGUCAACCUCAGGGGACAUCAGGCUGAACUUGAGACCUCCACGGUGGUCAGAGGCUGCUGGCUCCAACACAGCGAGGCUCUGGCCAGGAGCAGGGAGCUUGGCAUUGUCCACCUGCCACAUGGGAGGACGGGGGGUUCUGCCCAGCCCUGGGAUUGGGCCACACAGAGUACAAGGACCUGCAUCACCCUGUGGUUCACUUGUGGCCUUUUCUCCACUUAGACUUUUGUUCACACAGUGGGCCAGGAGCCUGGCCUGUUUAUCUUUUUUCCUUAUUUGGACCAUGGGCUGCCAAAUCAGUUUUCCAUUUUUCUUUAAAAUUGAACUGAUUGGUAACAUAACUGAUUCCUAAGUGACAGAGCCUUGUGUGGACCCUUGCCUCAUUCCAUCCACAUGGGUCUGUCUCCUCUCCAACCCCCUGUUGCAGGUUCAAGGCUACAGGUCUGUAGGAGCCACUUUACCUGUGAAGCACCAAGAGGGUGAUGCAGGUUCCUGCACAUUCAGUGGGGUGGGGGCCUUGAUUCUGUCCCUCUCUCUCCCUCAGUUUCUCAUCAUGUGCUCACUCUGAGGAACUGGUGGCCUAGAGUUCUGGGUCAUAGAUGUUGAGGGAAGAUCAUCACCAUCAGGGACGUCCCUGCUUCAGGAGAGGGUGCUGGGGGCAGGAGGCACCGGGGCAGGUUCCACGUGAUAUCCAACCGCCAUCCUGUACCCAAGACUGUAGGGGCCUGGCCAACGGGCAGAGCUGAAAACAAAGUCAAAGUCAGACAAUGCACUUAACUUUUCCAAGAAAAUGGCCCUGAGAAUUGUAAAUAUGUAAAUUUUCCUAUUUGUCCUCUUUUGGUGCAGCACUGUUUAUCUAUUAAAAGCAAACGUUCUAUCUUGAAGCUACCUCAGUAAAUGACAAUACCUCAA
Microcebus murinus (gray mouse lemur) is the source of this 3208-nucleotide messenger RNA. The record is from RefSeq and is a predicted model, not a curated record. NCBI's taxonomy places the organism in Eukaryota, Metazoa, Chordata, Mammalia, Primates, Cheirogaleidae.